Sphenostylis stenocarpa is the source of this 915-nucleotide messenger RNA. Lineage: Eukaryota; Viridiplantae; Streptophyta; Magnoliopsida; Fabales; Fabaceae. The record is from the annotation of a GenBank genome assembly.
AUGGAACUUGAGGUCAGCAAUCAACCCAAGCAAGAGCGAUCAAGGACAAGAUGGACAGCAUCCCUUGACAAGAUUUUUGCAGACUUGGUUGUUAAGCAGAUUCAACUGGGGAAUAGACCAAACAAUGUUUUUGACAAGAAAACAUGGAAUCACAUUCGUGAUGAGUUCAAUAGGAAAACAGACCUUAAUUUCAAUAAUAAUCAAUUGAGGAAGCAUUUAGAUGUUCUUCGGACCCGCUUCUACAAUUUGAAAUCCGCUUAUGAUCAAAAUAAUGAUUUUUUAAUGGAUGAUUCCUGUUGCAUUGGCUUUGAGCAGUGGGAUGAUAUAGGGGCACAGCCUAGGCACGAAACAGUCAAAGUGAAAGAUUGUCCAAUAUAUGAGCAACUAUGCACAAUAUUCAUAGAUUCAGCAGCUGAUGGGAAAUAUGCCCAAUCUAGUCAUUAUGAAGAGUUGGACAAAUCUAUUGCAACCGAUGCAGCUGGCUUUACUCCAUGUCUAGAAGCUAAGGUCUCACAUUAUGAAAACCCCUCAACAUCAAAGUCUGCUCCAGGGAAUAUCUCAACUGCUGAGAAGGUAACCAAGAAUUCUCUAGAUAGGAAACGGAAACGGUCCUACGACACACAAACUUCUAGUCUGGAUCAAGACACCUGCAAUGCAAUGGCAGAAGCCUUGUUAGAUAUGGUUGCUGUUUCAAGAUUAAGGGCAGUUGUUUCAAAUGUAAGUGAUGACAAGUUCUCAAUAACAAACUGCAUCAAGGCUCUGGAUGAGAUAGAAGGCAUUGAUCAACAGCUCUACUUUUCUGCCCUGGACCUCUUUGAGAACCCUAGCUUAAGGGAGACAUUCAUUUCCUUAAAAAGUGUCAAGAUAAGGUUGACAUGGUUACAAGGAAAGUGCAGUAAAAGUCCCUUCCAUUAG